This is a messenger RNA of Polychytrium aggregatum, 898 nucleotides long. RefSeq lists its product as uncharacterized. The coding region runs from base 161 to 898 and encodes 245 amino acids. The record is from RefSeq and is a predicted model, not a curated record. Lineage: Eukaryota; Fungi; Chytridiomycota; Chytridiomycetes; Polychytriales. The transcript is spliced from 2 exons.
CAGAAAUAGUAACUGUUCGAGUAGAGAGUACCCUGCGAAUUUGAAGUAUCUCGGUACAGCACCAUCGCCGGAAAGAAUCGUCGACAGGGUCGAGACAUCAAUUCCCACGCCUGGCCCAGCAUACCGCUCGGCUCGAUACCGCCGAUUCUGUAUUUCGAGCAUGACAUCCACCGCCGAGAAGCCAGCAGCAGAGAAGCCCCCAGAGUCUCCACUGGAGCUCCUUCCGAGACUCUCUCUCUCGGAGAUGGAGACGGGGCUCGGCCGAGCGGGGGUUCUCCGGUCAAGCAUACCACGAUCUGCCUCGGCCUCACUGGCCGGCGAUUCAUCGCCCUUUCCAAAAUCCAGGACCGUCCGCGAAGUCAUAGAUAAAAGCGCCGACGAGGUCAUGAGCGACCUGCUGCGUGUAUCUUCAAGUGCCCAUCAGUCGCGGUCCUCGUCCUAUGCCGGCGUCAUGCUGAUGGACGAGCUACUCGGCCCGGGCGUCCAAGUCCUCGGCUUCCGAUUCCCGGAGUCCAAGGGCCUCGACCGAUCGGCCACCACAGGGCUCAAGAUCCUCCACCGACCGGCCAACCCAAGGCCCAAGAAACUCAAUCGACCGACAGCCUUCGUCUGCGCGUGCCAAAGCCGGUGCGCUGCCGACGAACUCGCCGCUGGCCCUACCUUCACCCUUGGCCCUAUCUUCUCCGCGGGCCAUUUCAUCUGCAUCGACAUCACCCGGAGCCUCGCUCUCGCCACUGGCGUCGCUCUCACCGAUGGCAUCCGGCUCUGCGCAAAGCUCGGUCUCUCAGCUCUCAAAGCGCGGCCAGAGCUCAGCGGAGCCAGGUCAUCCUCGGACCAGAUACUUUACAAAGGCAAACUCGUAUGCUGGGAACCAAGCCAACGCAUCAGCAAAAACUGA